AUGACGGUCUUGGUAAGUAGCUCUAGCCACCAUAUUGCCAACCUCCAUGCUCUCCAAUCAAAUGAUGCAAGUACAGAGCUGAGCGUCAGUCCACAUAUUCUUAUCUCUGCCCAUCCACCGCGAACCACGCCCCCGCAACCCAUGCCACAAAGAUCCAUCAGCAUCCCCCCAACUUACACUAUGCCGUCAGUUGUCAGCCAUGAUAUAUUGCUUCAAACAGAACAUGACACUAGUCAAGCAUCUUUUGUAUCUAAAAAACUAGAUGGCGUGUAUGCCAAGCAAACCAGUCGUAUCCAGUCAUUGGAAAGAAAUAUUGAGUACAUGCAAAAAGAGCAUUCAAAGAUGCUGGUACAACUACAUGAGGAAAUUGAGCGAUUGCAGGCGAUGGUUACAGAUUCCAACAUGAAAUUAGUCAGUGUUGCAGAAACUGAAGGUGUUGAGAGACAUGCACAGAAAAAAUCAGGACUUGGAGGGCUAUCAAUUGGACUGGAUCUACUAUCUGGGAAUUCCAAACGCACAUCUACUUUUUUCAAGUCUCAUGGUGAUACUUCACAUAAAACUGGAGUUGAUCUGAUUGGUAGAAUGCGUGAUUGGGUCCAAUCGGAUUCUGGUAAACCCCAUAUUUCCAAAACCAAUGUAAGCGAUGACAAGGUAGACGUAAGUUUAAGCGAGACGGGUUAUACUGGAUCAUCCGACUCUCCCAUAUAUAUUCUGGUUGAGCGAGAACGAAAAAAAUAUCAAGGCAUUCUUGAGCGUAUGACGGAAGAAAACAAACGAAAGCAAAGUGAAAUCAACCAUCUUCGGGGAGAUAUGGAUGUUGUUUGUGAGGUUCUUGCUCUCGCUGGACUCAAGUUUGAUAUUAAAGAGUUUCAAAAUAUUAUUCAAUCACAUCAGAAUUUACAACCCGGUCUAAUGGACACCAAGAACAGCCAGCAGCCUGUGGUGUUGCAAGUGGAUAUUGCUUCGAAAGCAUUUGUUCUUCCACCCAUUUCUAAAAAAGAAAAAGUGAGCGACAAGCUUGUUUCUACUGUGACUCCUGGUGCUGCCAAAUGCAUUUCAAAUACCAGUAAAGAGGUGAGUAAUUCCAAGACAGCAGCCUCCCCACCCGUUAUACAAGGAUCUAGUAGUACAUCAAGUAAAAUUCGUGCUAUUCGAUAUCGCCUUGGCAAGAAAUCUCGAUCCAUUGCAAUUGGAGAUACAGGUGUGAAUCAUAAACUGACCGCUUUGCCCAGCGAUUCAGAUCCAAUCUAUAAAGAGACUGAACAAACACCUCACAAUCAUCAAUCACAAACAAUUGCUGCAAUGGAAAUUGAUGAGGAGCAAUACGAAUCGGAAUUAGCUGAUUCUAUUUCAGCAAUACAUGUCUUUGAUAAUCUUGCACGUAUACACGAUGGGAAUGUGUUUGACUCGACCAAGGAAUAUGUGGCAGUUGAUGAAUCUACUAAACAAGUAUUUUCAGUAGAUAAUCAAUCCGAGGCUGAUACUGUAGUGGAGUCCAUUCCAACAACUUUGAUGAGUGUCUACCAUCCACCACGAUGCGUUCGUGUUUCAUCGAACCCAGCAAGUAUUCUUUCUGGUAGUAGUACUUUACGUAACAUGGACCCAACUGUUUGUGAAUCAGCUUUAAAUACAGCCUCCAUUACACAUUUUCAACCAGUAUCCAUCAGCCAAACAGGAGGCAGUUUACCUCAAGUUCGAUCAUUGAAACAACCACAUUCACGUGUAGAAGACAAAGAUGAAUUGAUGGAUCGAAAGUUUACAAGUUAUAAUGAUACCGAGCCCAUGAUGCUGCAGUCUCAAAAGAGUCCCAAAUCAACACACACGGGUGGAUAUGUUGGUCGACUUAUCAAGAGUCGGUUAGUUCGAGAGAAACAAAAGAAAAAUGCACAAAACCGGUCGUUGUGA
Messenger RNA from Batrachochytrium dendrobatidis JAM81, 1905 nucleotides. RefSeq lists its product as uncharacterized. Lineage: Eukaryota; Fungi; Chytridiomycota; Chytridiomycetes; Rhizophydiales. The transcript is spliced from 3 exons. Bases 1 to 1905 code for a protein of 634 amino acids. The record is from RefSeq and is a predicted model, not a curated record.